Messenger RNA from Tilletiopsis washingtonensis, 882 nucleotides. RefSeq lists its product as hypothetical. The coding region runs from base 300 to 761 and encodes 153 amino acids. Lineage: Eukaryota; Fungi; Basidiomycota; Exobasidiomycetes; Entylomatales. The transcript has 3 exons. The record is from RefSeq and is a predicted model, not a curated record.
AGACGUGCCAGGCCUUCGUGCCAUCUGUCUCUGGGAUGUCUGGGGGAAAAGCUUGCUGAGGUCGCCGCCGAUUACCUUGGCAUCGCACACGACGCCAUCGACGGUCGAUCUCGCUGCGGCCACUCUCCUCGUUCGCGUCCUCAUGCAAUCGCAGGAUCCGGCCAUGAUUGUGCUCGGUGUGCAGUGCGCCAGUCAUCACCGUGCGUGGUGUCGUGACGCGCUGCCCGCUCGGAUGUGCUGCUCGACGGCCGGAUCCCGCGGUCGCUCAGGCGGAGCAAGUCCAGCAGGACGACGAGUCGAUGCUGGGCGUGUCUACUGAGCGAGAAGACACGAACAUGCUUCAGGGCGGCGAUGCUGCCGCUCUGGCCAUGCUCGAGUCUUCUGCGUCGCGACAUGCACGAAGCAUCGACUCGACGUCCAUCCGCGUCGAGGCGACAGUAGUCCGGACUCGCAUGCCAGACUGCCGCCGAUCUCGACAUCGAGCAGGUCCGCAUCGUCAGCUACGUGCGCCCACGGACGAGCUAUGUGCACGCCAGGUGUGUGAUCCGACGAGCGAACGGCUUCGACGCAGGCGCCAAGACGGCGCCCGUCUCGUCACCUGCGUCGGAACCGCUUCUCUCGCAGACCACACGCGCAGCGUGUGCCAGCCCGUCCGCUAUGCCGCACCAGCUCGUCGUCCGCAACGCCGCACAGCCACUCCAGCUGGCGAUGCCCUUCACAUUCGGUCGAUCGCGCACCUCUCCGUUUAUCAUCCUUUUUAGCUCGCGCCGCGCGCGGGAGCUCUGGCGGACGAUGAAAGGGCAGUGCUGGAUCGACUUAGUGCGUCUGUGCACCACGCCGGCAAGCUGCCUCUUCUCCUUCCAUUCCUCUCUCUUCAUCUAU